Molecule: messenger RNA, 318 nt
Organism: Pseudocercospora fijiensis CIRAD86
Lineage: Eukaryota; Fungi; Ascomycota; Dothideomycetes; Mycosphaerellales; Mycosphaerellaceae
Exons: 1
Biological process (GO): mitotic cell cycle; positive regulation of transcription by RNA polymerase II
Cellular component (GO): nucleus
Molecular function (GO): RNA polymerase II cis-regulatory region sequence-specific DNA binding; DNA-binding transcription factor activity, RNA polymerase II-specific
Source: RefSeq, a predicted model, not a curated record
AUGCCUCAACACAAACGCGGCCCUUGGUCGCAGCAAGAAGACCAAAUGCUGCUUCACCUCGUCCAGGUCCACGGAGCUCACAACUGGGUACGAAUUUCAACUACCAUCCAAACGAGGUCUCCAAAGCAGUGCCGGGAGCGUUAUCACCAGAACCUCAAACCAAAUCUGAACCAUGACCCCAUUACCCCGGAGGAGGGAGUUCUCAUCGAGCAGAUGGUUGCCGAAAUGGGCAAGCGAUGGGCAGAAAUCGCCAGAAGACUCCGUGGCCGUAGCGACAACGCCGUGAAGAAUUGGUGGAAUGGUGGCAUGAACAGACGU